Molecule: messenger RNA, 1156 nt
Organism: Moneuplotes crassus
Lineage: Eukaryota; Ciliophora; Spirotrichea; Euplotida; Euplotidae
Source: the annotation of a GenBank genome assembly
GUCAUUAAGCACUGUUGAGGUAAAAAGAAUGAUGAAGUUCGAUCGUGAGGAGUUCUUUGGCAACCCAGUCCAGAGUUUUGACUGUCCUCCUCCUAAUUUCGAUAAAAUAUCAGAGAGAGGAUGGCUGUUAUUGGCAAAAGCAAUCGUCUCAGACUCUUCAGGCCUUGGAAAAUACAUAAACUAUGCGAAAAAAUGGAAGAAGAAGGAAGAAGAAUGGAGUGCCAAUGUCUUGUUCGGGAAUGUGAAGGAAUCCUUUUCGAGGAGGAAAUAUAUUGGCUCCAAAUAAAACAAAAGUCAUUCAUACCAAGAAGGCUAAUUUAAGCACGACAGGCUCAUUUAAGCCGUAUGGGGUGGAUUUAUUUGUAUAGGAAUGAGAGUGAGAAAUUUAAUACAAUCUCCGGAACUUUUCAUGCUGGCAAGAAAAAUAACCUCAACCAGAAAUUGAAAUAAUGUUUCUGUGGUAAAUACCCCCUUGAGGAGACAGGAAGCUUCAGAAGAUCUUAACAGGUCCACUAAAUAUGUUGAAGCCCUUCAUAAUCAAAGUGUUGGAGGAGUGGUGCUCAAUGAGCAAGACUUAGUUGUAGAACAAAGAAGACGGCCAAAGAGAAAGUUGUUAAAAAGAGUUAUCAAUACGAGUGGGCGCAAGAUGAUUCAAACUGCUGCUGAUUCAAAGAGAACAAAAAGCAGACCUCUCAAUAACACUCGUCAAAAUGCUGCAGUUUCUAGUAUCAUCAGAAGGCGUAAAAGAGGCACAAAAGGAUCUCAAAAUCUCACUAAUUAUACAAUUAAUGCAAGAAAUCCUUCUAAGAAUAGGAAAGAGAACAAGCUCGUUAAACAGAUAAAGGGAUUUCAGUACAUAAAGAACCAAAAGACCAUUGAUAAGACUAAGAGCCAGACUUCACUGGGCAAGAAAAAGAGGAGCUACACAGAAGAUUUCGGGGAUGAUCAGAAGAAUAUCAUUGCAAGUUUGAACAAGCAUAUCGCCAAUGCUCGAAAGAAGAGGAUGAACCUUAAAACUAAAAAUAAUGCUGCAAGAACAAGCCCUAAGAUAAUUUACGGAACAUCAAGUCCAAACACCAAAACCAUAUUGGCAAUAAGCAGCCCCAAUGCAAAAAGAGCUGAGAAGGAAUCAGGAGGAAAGAUUAAAGAAUUAUAG